AUGGCUGGAUAUCUCACCGUUCUUACCGCUUUCGCGGCUGCCUUUGCUCCUGUUUUUGGUGCACCAGCAGUCAGAGUGCCUCAUCCUAAGAUUAAGACUCCAACUACCGUCGCUAAGGAUAUCGUUGCCGAUAGCUAUAUCGUCGUCUAUAACACGGAUAUCACACCAGAGGUGACUGCUAGCCAUGUUGACUUUGUGAACGCUAUCGUUGCAAAACGUGACAACGCCGUAUCAGUUGGUGCAAAUUACAAGAUUCACGACUUUGCUGGAUAUCAGAUCACAGCUGAUGAGGAAAGCAUUGUUGAGAUCGCUAACAAACCAGAAGUUGCAUACAUUGAGAAAGAUCAAAAGGUCUACGCUUCAGCAUUGACUACUCAAACUGGAGCUACUUGGGGGCUAGGUCGCAUUUCUCACCGUGCACAAGAUACUACUACUUACAUCUAUGAUUCUACCGCCGGAAGUGGUGUGACCGUAUACGUUGUCGAUACUGGUGUCUAUGCAGCUCAUUCUCAAUUUGGUGGUCGUGCCAGCAUGGGAGCCAACUUUGUCUCUGGAUCAGCUAACACUGAUGAGAAUGGUCACGGAACUCACUGCGCUGGUACUAUUGGUGGUAGCACAUACGGUGUUGCUAAGGCGGCAAAGAUAGUCGGUGUUAAGGUUCUUGAUGCUGCUGGAUCCGGAACAAACGCCGGUGUUAUUUCUGGUAUUCAAUGGGUUGCUACCAACGGUGGUGCUAAGUCUGUUCUAAGCAUGUCUCUUGGUGGUGGUCUAUCCACUGCUUUGAACAGUGCCGUUACAAGCACAGUUGCUGCCGGUGUAACAGUUGUUGUAGCUGCUGGAAACGACAAUGCAAACGCAGCCAACACCUCGCCCGCUUCCACCCCUAACGCUAUCACAGUCGGUGCCAUUGAUGCAAACGACGCCCGAGCCACCUUUUCCAAUUACGGUGCCGUUCUUGACAUCUUCGCCCCUGGUGUCAACGUUCUCAGCUCCUGGAUUGGUUCCACAACCGCUACCAACACCAUCAGCGGAACUUCAAUGGCUACUCCUCACGUUGCAGGUCUUGCAGCUUACUUGAUUGCUCUUGAAGGUUUGGCAACACCAGCUGCUGUUGUGGCUAGAAUUAAGGCAUUGGCUACUCCCAAUCUUAUUACCAGCGCUGGUUCUGGCAGCCCAAACCUCAUUGCCUACAACGGUAACGGUGCAUAA
Messenger RNA from Botrytis fragariae, 1209 nucleotides. Its product is annotated as putative subtilisin-like protease pr1a protein. Bases 1 to 1209 code for a protein of 402 amino acids. Lineage: Eukaryota; Fungi; Ascomycota; Leotiomycetes; Helotiales; Sclerotiniaceae. The transcript is spliced from 4 exons. Gene Ontology annotation, molecular function: serine-type endopeptidase activity. Gene Ontology annotation, biological process: proteolysis. The record is from RefSeq and is a predicted model, not a curated record.